AUAAUAAAUAUUUCCUCCUUUCGACAUAGGAAACAUUCAUGUUGUUUGCAGAUUGCAGCACUUCUCGUACACGCGCUAUCACUAUCAGGUAGUAAAACUAGGUGCACGUUUUGUCAACAUCAAUGAAACAUAACCUCGACGGCAGAAAUGAGCCGGUUUAAUUUUCGCAUUAAAAUCGAUUUGUGCAAAUACUACAAUGAUGUGCGUCGUUAUUGUUGGAUUUUCAUCGAUGGUACAAAAAUGUUGCAAAUCGCUCACCUAAUGGAGCACAUCACGAAACUGUUUAGCAUUAAAGAACCAUUCCACUUGUUAUUGAAUGAAACUGAUUAUUUACCACCUAAUGAAGAUAUAAGAAUACUGAAGGAGAACGAAACGAUACUGGUCUCUCCUGGAUCUGGAUUGAACAAUGAUACAACUAUAAAUAAUGUAAUCUUAUCAGAGUCUAGGUACAGGCAAGAGGUAGAAAAUACUCCUGUGAAGCAAGAGAGAAUCGGUAACUCUGUUCAACACAAACAAAUGCAAACUAAUUUUCCUAUAGCUGUGUCAAGUCCAGCUCGAGAGACUUUACCUACUGAUACCGCAAACAAAUCAGGAAAUGGUUAG
Messenger RNA from Ceratina calcarata, 603 nucleotides. RefSeq lists its product as uncharacterized. NCBI's taxonomy places the organism in Eukaryota, Metazoa, Arthropoda, Insecta, Hymenoptera, Apidae. The record is from RefSeq and is a predicted model, not a curated record. The transcript is spliced from 2 exons. Bases 148 to 603 code for a protein of 151 amino acids.